AUGGGAGCAAGAUUAUCCCUCAAUGAAACUGACCACGUUGUCAUUGUCGGUGGUGGUUUUGGAGGGGUUGCUGCAGCAAAGGAAUUAUCAUACUACAGGAUACCUUACACGUUGAUUGACAUAAAGUAUGCCUUCCAUCAUAACAUGGGAGCUCUUAGAGCAUCAGUACAGAAAGGAUUCGCUGCAAAAACAUUCAUACCAUAUCUUCCAACAUUCAAAGACAACUUCAAACAAGGAAAAGUCAAUGAUAUUGAUUUUGAACAACAGAAUGUUAUUUUGGAGAGUGAGGAGGUCAUACAUUACACUUAUCUUAUUCUGGCAACUGGUAGCACAGGCCCAUUUCCUGGAAAAUUAAUUGAGCCGGUUAGUAGGGAGACUGCCGUCCAGAUGUAUGAAGAUUUAGUAAAAGAGAUACAGAAAGCUGCAAGUAUUGUGGUAGUUGGAGGUGGACUUGCUGGUGUUGAGUUGACUGCAGAAAUCAGAACAGACUAUCCUGAUAAGGAGGUAACCUUAAUUCAUUCAACUUAUGUUCUAGGCGAUUCUGAGGUUUUACCGAGUGUAAGACGUGGAGUCAAGGAAAUUCUUGUCAAUAAAGGUGCUCACCUUCUAUUAGGGCAGAAAGUCAAUAACCUGUCUGAACUAACUGUGAACAAGGUACAGAAAGACAUUAAAGUGCUGACUAAUAAGGGUGAAGAAAUUAUAACAGAUAUGGUCAUCUGUUGCACAGGGAUAAGGAUUAAUUCCUCCUCAUAUACCAAUGCCCUCAAAGAUAAACUCAAUGAAAAUGAUGCAAUAAUGGUUGAUGAAAAUCUGAAUGUGAAGGGAAUGAAGAAUGUUUUUGCAAUAGGGGACUGUGCAAAUGUGAACGAGCAUAAAUCUGCCUACACUGCUGAAUUCCAAGCACUUGCGUGUGUGAAAAAUAUUGUUCAUAACCUUAAACGUGAACCUAUGGAACCAUACAAGCCAGGUGCUCCUUAUAUGUUAGUGACAAUGGGCCGGAACGAUGGCGUUGGACAAAUGUGUGGCUGCAAUGUUGGGAGAUUAAUCGUAACUUAUGUCAAAAGCAAGGACUUACUGGUUAAGACAAGCUGGAAGAAAAUGGGCCAACGGAUGCCACACUGA
Messenger RNA from Stegostoma tigrinum, 1122 nucleotides. RefSeq names its product ferroptosis suppressor protein 1-like. Gene Ontology annotation, cellular component: cytoplasm; mitochondrion. The coding region runs from base 1 to 1122 and encodes 373 amino acids. Lineage: Eukaryota; Metazoa; Chordata; Chondrichthyes; Orectolobiformes; Stegostomatidae. Gene Ontology annotation, molecular function: electron-transferring-flavoprotein dehydrogenase activity; flavin adenine dinucleotide binding. The transcript has 8 exons. The record is from RefSeq and is a predicted model, not a curated record. Gene Ontology annotation, biological process: positive regulation of apoptotic process; apoptotic mitochondrial changes.